CCCCUGGGCCAUUUCCUCAGCCACACCAGCGCCCCCGAGGAACGCACACCCGCAGCCAGCACCAUGUCGCGACUGGAGACGGCCAUGGCCCUGAUCAUCGAGGUCUUCUCGCAGUACGCGGGCGCGGACGGCAACGCGCGGAGCCUCAGCAAGGGCGAGAUGAAGGUGCUGCUGGAGAAGGAGCUGCCGGGCUUCCUGCAGAGCGGAAGGGACAAGGAGGCCGUGGACAAACUGCUCAAGGACCUGGACGCCAACGGAGACGCCACGGUGGACUUCAACGAGUUCAUAGUGUUCGUGGCGGCCAUCACGUCCGCCUGCCACUCGUACUUCCAGCAGCAGGGACUCCACUGAGGCCCUGCAGACCCCGGUUCCUGAGUGGGGGGGGGGCCCAGGGAGCAGGCUCCUGGCUCCCAGAAAGCUCUGGGCAGCAGUUAUUUAUCUGGGAUGAGCGGGCUGAUUAAUAAAAUGCUUUUGUGAACUGA
This is a messenger RNA of Phyllostomus hastatus (greater spear-nosed bat), 482 nucleotides long. RefSeq names its product S100 calcium binding protein P (gene S100P). Gene Ontology annotation, cellular component: extracellular exosome; cytoplasm. Gene Ontology annotation, biological process: endothelial cell migration. The coding region runs from base 64 to 351 and encodes 95 amino acids. NCBI's taxonomy places the organism in Eukaryota, Metazoa, Chordata, Mammalia, Chiroptera, Phyllostomidae. Gene Ontology annotation, molecular function: calcium ion binding; transition metal ion binding. The record is from RefSeq and is a predicted model, not a curated record. The transcript is spliced from 2 exons.